AUGAGCGAAUCUCAAAGUGACCCGCAGAAAGGUCUCCCCGCUUCAGCGGCGACCGCCAAAGCGGGCGCACGAAAGAAGACCCGACCCACCUAUUCAUGCCUAAACUGUCACAAACGCAAAGUCAAGUGUGACAGAGUGAAGCCAUGCGGUGCCUGCUGUCUUCGGGGAACUCCGUCCGAGUGUGAAUAUGGCACCAGCAAGCGAGAUCGCCACUACAUCGAGCAGUCCGCUCUGAUCGAGAGUCUGACGCAGACAUGCGAGGACCUGAAGAAGCAACUGGCCGAAGCGCGAGCGUUGGCCAAUCUUCCGCCGAUCAAGCACGAGGAUCCAUUCCCACAUGACCUCGAGAAGACGGUGGACGCGGAGGAAGAGCCGCAAGACCCGGAGUCCCAAGAUUCCUCGUUAAUCAGAAAACCGACCGACCCAACAGAUGCACUAGUCUCUAAACACACCAAUAUACCACAGACUACAGAUCAAACGUCUCGAUCGCUCAGUGAAGACAAACGGAUCCUGACCGACCCAGCCGUUGCCAGUUCGUUCGUGGAACUCUUCGUCGAGCGACUCAUUGACAAUUUCAGCCCGCAGCCAGCCGCCCUCUACGGCGGUACCAUUGCUCUGCGCGAGGCGUCUGGGAUGCGAGUUCUGUCGCCGAUGUUGUGCACGGCAUUCGAGGCUGCCUCUCUGACAUUUGCCGGUAAACGGGAGCAGCUCCGCGAGGUGGAAGCCGCAGGACAUGCGCGCUACGUCCGGGUGCUCCGACAGCUGCAAAAUGCGCUGAACGAUCCCAAACAGAACAAGUCGACGGAAGUGAUGGUUGUUGUAUUACUCUUCACUAUCAUCGAGGCCUUCAAACAAAGCUCCAGAGAUUCCUUGUUGAAGCAUCAACUCGGCGGACUGCAACUGCUGCAAGCGCGGACGCCGUACCGACACCGGUACGGGAUAGAUCGGUCGCUUUACGUUGAUCUCCGCUUAUACUGGGUAGGUCAUGUCAUGCGCUCUCUCUCCCAAUUUCAGGGCCGUGCUAACGUUGGCCAGGUUACUGCGGCGCUCGUCCGGCGCAAGCCCACCUUCCUCGCAAGCAAGGAGUGGCUUACGGUCCCAUGGCCAGGAGACGCUCCAUCCAAGGAUAUCCUCCACCGACUGUUGGACAUCGCCGUGGAUAUCCCCGCGUACCUCGGGCAGAUCGACGACUUCGCCGCGGCCCUACGGUCCGGCACCGCCUCGUCGACCGAGCUCGUCGCGCAACAGACGGCGAUCUGGGACCGCGCGACAGAACUACAGUCGCGCUUGAACCUGUGGAAGAGCAUGUUCGCGGACACAUACCCGCCCGGCCGAGCAUGGGAGGAGCCCGCACCGGAUCCAGCGAGCAAGCCCGAAAUCGAAACCGAAACCGAAAUCGAGAACGACGCUAUGCCCAGCUUCCCGACAUUCAUGUGCCGGGACCCGGCGACCAUGGACCUGGUGCCGGCCAAGCUGCUCGUGUACCCGGACCUGCUCUCCGCCACCUGCAUGACCUACUACUGGGCGCUGCAUCUGAUAGUCUCGACUACGGACAGCGGGCUGAUGAGCGUGCUGGGGCUGCAGGAGCGGUACCAAUAUGCGUGCAACAUCUGCCGCAGCAUGAAGUACUACGUCGAGACGAUCCCCGGGUGUCUCGUGUCGCGGACGAUGUUUGUGUUGCGGACGGCGUUUGAUGCGUUUGCGGAUGGCAUGGUCGAGAAGCACUUUGUCACCGAGGUGUUUCGGCAUAUCGCGGACAAGUUUAAUUUUGCGGUUUUUGCAAACCAGUGCGCCUCGUCUUCGGUUAGGGGUUAA
Molecule: messenger RNA, 1815 nt
Organism: Aspergillus udagawae
Lineage: Eukaryota; Fungi; Ascomycota; Eurotiomycetes; Eurotiales; Aspergillaceae
Product: Zn(II)2Cys6 transcription factor
Exons: 3
Coding region: 1-1815 (604 amino acids)
Biological process (GO): regulation of DNA-templated transcription
Molecular function (GO): DNA-binding transcription factor activity, RNA polymerase II-specific; zinc ion binding
Source: RefSeq, a predicted model, not a curated record